GAUACUGUCAGAUCUCAAUCCAUUUUUGUCAAUAUUAUUUUGUUUUUUGUGCAACUUUUUUCGAUCUCAUUAUUUAUUUGAGUAAAUUUAGAACAUUUUACUCACAAUGUUCAAAGUAUUAAAUUCAAUAAAAAGAAGUCAGGAGCUCGUCCACAGUUCGUUGAUGGCUCUGAAUCAAACAAGACAUGGAGUGAUAGACCAGUUACGGCAAGUGUACGGAGAUCAACAUCAUCCUCUAUUAGAGGAAACUGCAGCAGCAUACGAUAAUAAUGUUAACAUUCAAAUAAGAGAGCUGGUACUCCUGUUGAUAUCUAAAAUCACCCACGAAUAUCAACGUGAUCCUAAAGCAGAAUCACCUCUUAUUGAUCACCAAGAGAUUGUGCAUAAACAAUUAAUUUUAACCGAGAUUAUUGAAUUAAUUUAUAAGACAAAUUUACUACACAAAUCUAUUGCAAAUCAUCGAGUUGGUACAUCAAGGUUAAGACCUGAAGAUUGGAAUAUUCAUUACAACAACAAAUUGGCAAUACUUUUUGGAGAUUAUUAUGUUGCCCGGGCUUGGGCUUCUCUCGGACGACUUCGGUCAAUUGAUGUGAAUCUUUUGAUGUCCCAAGGUAUCAGUGAUUUUACUGAAGGACAAUUUAUUAUGCAAACUGAUGUUCAAUUACCAGUUACUCCGAUCCAAUCAUUAACCUUAAAAGCAAAAGACAACCCAAUCAAAGAUUGGGAGAGACGGCAUUAUCUUAUGCAUGCAAGUUUACCUGGACAUGCUUGUCAGUCAAUUAGUACAGUUGCUGGAUUAAAUUUAUUCCUCCAAGAGGCUGCUUUUAAAUUUGGUAAAAAUUUUAGUUUCUGUUGGCAGAUACUAACAGAAAUGGAACCAUUUCUAUCUAAUUUACAUUCUUCAUAUUCAAAAUCUUCUGAACUAGUCAUAGAUCUCAAAUCACUACCAGUUUUACUUCAUGUCCAAGAAUCAAUCAACAAACCUGUUGAGAAACUUUUUCUUGACUCUAGCUCAAACAAUCGUGGAACGUUGAAUGUUAUUGAAUUGUAUAAAUCCAUUACUGGAGGAUUAAUCAUCGAACAGAUACGCGAAAUCAAGAAUCGCUAUGCCGAUGAGGCAUUAAAUGCAAUCGAAUGUUUUACAAAGUGUAAUGCUUCAAGUGCCUUGAUAGAUAUUUUAAAUGUAAUAAAGGAAUCAUAGUUUAAAACACUCAACUGCUCAAAAAUUACAAAUAUGUAAAAUAGUGCGAACAUGAAUAAAUAGUGAAAAUAAAUUUGUUAA
Molecule: messenger RNA, 1282 nt
Organism: Tetranychus urticae (two-spotted spider mite)
Lineage: Eukaryota; Metazoa; Arthropoda; Arachnida; Trombidiformes; Tetranychidae
Product: all trans-polyprenyl-diphosphate synthase PDSS2
Biological process (GO): isoprenoid biosynthetic process; ubiquinone biosynthetic process
Cellular component (GO): transferase complex; mitochondrion
Molecular function (GO): prenyltransferase activity
Source: RefSeq, a predicted model, not a curated record